Erythranthe guttata (spotted monkey flower) is the source of this 1287-nucleotide messenger RNA. The record is from RefSeq and is a predicted model, not a curated record. NCBI's taxonomy places the organism in Eukaryota, Viridiplantae, Streptophyta, Magnoliopsida, Lamiales, Phrymaceae.
UUGUGUAAAACAUGUGCUUGUCUGGAACAUCAGGGAACAUGUGGGGCUUCUACACCAUUUCUUUAAUCAAGUUGAUUCAUUGUAGAAUUUAUGUUUUUUAGUGUUUGUAUUAAACUUUUUAAAGCAGUGAACAUGUGGUUAAUUUUUUUUUGUCUUUAACUGUGAACUCAGUAAUGUAUUUAAGUCUUAUAUAGUAAUGUAUUUAACAUGUGGUUCAAUUUUAACUGUUCAAUUUUUUUUGUCUUUAAUUUAAUAAUGGAGAUGAACAUGUGGCCCAAUUUAAUAAUUGAGACAGUGACAGUGGUUCUUUGUAUUUAAUUUUUUUUGUCUUUAAUUUUUUUUUGUAUUUAACAUGUGGUUCUUUGUAUGCAGAUGGAGAACCUUGUGACAGUGUCUCUUUGGCUAGAUGGCACUUUUAAACAUAGCCCCAACUUGUCUUAUGUUGGAGGAAGAAAGCAAGUGACCACAAGGAUUAGCUUAGACUACAUGAAUAUGGAUUCACUAUAUGCGCUAUAUAGGUUAUGUGGAGGUAAAAAGUUGAAUGUCACUUUCUAUUUUGUGUACGCUGGUCAGUCACUUGAACAUGGCUUAAGGCAGAUUUUAUAUGAUGUUUCCAUAGCAUGGUUAGUGAGUGUGCAUGAAGGCCUAGAUCAUUUGACACUGUACACUGAAGAUACUGGUAUAGAGCCACUACUUGCAGUUGAUAGGGAUGGGAAUGUAUUAAGGGAAGAAGUGGAAAUAUUGUAUUUGCAGCAAGGGGAUGAAGAAGUACACUCUUCUGAAGCACCAUUUGAAGAACCACUAAAUGAUGAAGAACCAAAUGUUGAAGAUCAAGAAGCUGAAGAACCAAGUGUUGGAAAUCAAGCAGAUGCAGAACCAACUGUUGAAGAUCAAGAAGCUGAAGAACCAAGUGUUGGAAAUCAAGCAGCUGCAGAACCAACUGUUGAACAUCAAGAAGCUGCAGAACCAACUGUUGAAAAUCAAGCAGAUGAAGAAGCAAAUGUUGAUUCUGAGGAUGAUGAUUCUGCAGAUGAUGACUACCUGCAGCCUGAAGAUGCUACUUCAGAUGAAAAUGAUGUACAUUCAGAUGUUCCAAGUGAGGAGUUAGAUGAUGUUGGGGAUCGUGCAUUCAUAAAUGGUUAUGAAUUAGAAUAUGUGAAAAAUGAAAGGAAAAGGGUGACAGCAGAAUGCAAAACUGAAGGCUGUAAUUGGAGGAUCCAUGCCUCUGUUGUGCAGGGUGGUCCAACAUUUCAGAUCAAGAGCAUAACUGGAGAGCACACAUGUUAA